This is a messenger RNA of Fusarium oxysporum Fo47, 1165 nucleotides long. RefSeq names its product PQ loop repeat-domain-containing protein. Lineage: Eukaryota; Fungi; Ascomycota; Sordariomycetes; Hypocreales; Nectriaceae. The transcript has 2 exons. The coding region runs from base 212 to 1078 and encodes 288 amino acids. The record is from RefSeq and is a predicted model, not a curated record.
GGUCAUCUCCAAUUAAUUUCAUCACGUACUGUUGGCCUCUUCUUCUGAAAGUCUAGUAAAGCUGAGACAAGCAAUCCCAAGCUUUGUGACGUCUUUGUCCACUUCUUUCACACUCCUUCCGAAAUACUUCUUUGUAUAAUCGCUGAGCUUUGAUCAGCUUCUCUUCUACACCUUUUUACGUUAUUCUUGGUCUCUAACAAAUCAGACCACCAUGGAAGCCCUCAAAUCCGCCAUCACUCCCAUCACGCAUAACCUCCCCGCGCCGAUUCGCGACUUGGGCGUUUCCAUCAUCGGCGAGACGUGCUACAAAUCUCUACUUCUCGACGUCAAUAUUGAGGAUGCCGAUUGCAUCAAGUUUGCUGUCUCCAAGGCUCUCGGCAUCGGUAUCAUCGCCGCUUCGUCCAUCGUCAAGGUCCCCCAGAUCCUGAAGCUCCUCAACUCCAAGUCCGCCGAGGGUGUAUCGUUCCUCUCAUACCUUCUCGAGACCGCGUCGUACAUCAUCUCGCUCGCCUACAACUUCCGAAAUGGCUUUCCUUUCAGCACCUAUGGCGAGACUGCCUUGAUCGUGGGACAGAAUGUUAUCAUCUCGGUGCUUGUUCUGAACUACAGUGGCCGUGCUAGUCUGGCUGCUGUCUUUGUUGCUGCGCUUGCUGGAACUGUUGCUACACUGUUUGCUGAGAAUGUUGUGGAUGCGCAGACCUUGAGCUACCUCCAAGCUGGUGCUGGUGUUCUGAGCGUUGCCAGCAAGCUGCCUCAGAUCCUCACCAUCUUCCAGCAGGGUGGUACUGGUCAGCUCAGCGCUUUCGCUGUCUUCAACUACCUUGCCGGAUCUUUGUCCCGAAUCUUCACAACCCUCCAGGAGGUCGACGACAAGCUCAUUCUUUACGGAUUCGUCUCUGGCUUCGUCCUCAACGCCAUCCUUGCUCUCCAGAUGAUCUUCUACUGGAACGCUCCCUCCGAGAAGGCCAAGGGCAAGCAACCAGCUGCUCCCAUUGCGGCCAAGCCUGCUACUCUGACUCCUUCUUCCUCUACCACUGCUACUCCCAAGAAGAGCCCUACCACUCGCCGACGUGGUUAGAUGGUUAGAUUCUUUUGUGUGGUUGCGUUUGCUUUAUAGACUGGAUUUGUCAUAGUCAUUUUUAAUAAGAUUUCACUUUGUUACGUG